GUUAAACAGGUCUCUCGGCAUCCUCGUCCUCGCCUGCAACAGAAGCCGGCCAGAAGACGGGCUUCGGGUGUUCAUCUUCAGCCUUGCCCCAGAAUCUCUCAAAGCCGGUGCCCACCAGAGCGCCGCCCCAGAGCCCACGGGUGGCUCCGGCAGUCUCUGGGGGCGCAUGGGGCGGCGCUAAUCGGGCUGGCGGCGCAGGCCAGGGGCCGCACCAACAUGAACCUCGUGGGCAGCUACGCACACCAUCACCACCAUCACCAUCAUCACCACCCUCACCCCGCGCACCCCAUGCUCCACGAGCCCUUCCUCUUCGGCCCUGCCUCGCGCUGUCACCAGGAGCGGCCCUACUUCCAGAGCUGGCUGCUGAGCCCCGCUGACGCUGCCCCGGACUUCCCCGCAGGCGGGCCACCGCCCGCAGCCGCUGCAGCCGCUGCCUCCUAUGGUCCAGACGCCAGGGCCGGCCAGAGCCCCGGGCGGCUGGAGGCGCUCGGCGGCCGCCUGGGCCGGCGGAAAGGCUCAGGACCCAAGAAGGAGCGGAGACGCACAGAGAGCAUUAACAGCGCGUUCGCGGAGCUGCGCGAGUGCAUCCCCAAUGUGCCGGCUGACACCAAGCUCUCCAAGAUCAAGACUCUGCGCCUGGCCACCAGCUACAUCGCCUACCUGAUGGACGUGCUGGCCAAGGACGCACAGGCCGGCGACCCCGAGGCCUUCAAGGCCGAACUCAAGAAGGCGGAUGGCGGCCGUGAGAGCAAACGGAAAAGAGAGCUGCAGCAGCACGAAGGCUUUCCUCCUGCCCUGGGCCCAGGCGAGAAGAGGAUUAAAGGGCGCACAGGUUGGCCGCAGCAAGUUUGGGCGCUGGAGCUAAACCAGUGAGCCGAGGCCCGCGCCGAGGACCCCGCCACGGCUGCUCGACCCCGGAGCCCCGGGAGCAGAGGAAGGCGGAGGCGAGUGCCAGGCUCUGGGUGCCAGGGGCUUAUGGGGAGCAUUCCGCCCAGCCUCUGCUGGGCGCUGGCAGGUCGCUGGCUGCAACUACACAUUUGGAUCGCACGUGCAAUGUCAUUUGAAAUUGUUUUUAAUACGUGAAGAGAAAGAGAAAUAUAUAUAUAAAACCCCCACCCCCGCAACCGAGAGGGAGGCUCGCGGCUGCACGAUUAGAAACGGAAGGACUGCGGGACCCAAGCGCGCUAAGACGUACCCUUCCAACCCUUCUGGGGCGAAUUUAGAACCCCUAACGCCUUCCUCACUACACUGUCUGCCUGUCUUUCUCGCCCCCCUGUCGGCUUCGCGGCAAAACCCUCCGCGAGCUCUCCUCCCUAAUUAAAAUGCAAUAAGAGGAAUCAAUAGUUUUCUGCCAGGGAAAGAGAACCAAACCAGGAAGAUGGAGGGCUGCCUUUGUUGUUGGCCUCCCUCAAACAGUGGUGUUUUUUAUUUUAUUUUAUUUUUGUCGCUGCACUUCCUACUUAGUUACAAGGGAAAUGGCUCUUUCUUUACCUCUUUCCUUCCUUCUUGCGUUCUUUUCUUUUUUCUUCUUGCUUUUCUUCCUUUCUCUUUCUUUCCUUUUCUUCCUUUUCGUUCUUCCUUCCUUUGUAAAUAAAAACUUUUCCCUUUGUUGAAAAGUUUUUAUGUAUUAAACUACCUACCAUGCCUGCUGCGCUCAGGUGUUUGUUUAUCCCCCGUCCUCACCCUUUUUCUACCUCAAAUCUAUAUGACCACUCACUACCCCCUCCCUUUGCAAAGCAGUAUCUAUGCUCUUGACUAAUAAAACAUUUUCUGAAAUCA
Messenger RNA from Balaenoptera musculus (blue whale), 1779 nucleotides. It is a transcript of the gene HAND1, whose product is annotated as heart and neural crest derivatives expressed 1. The record is from RefSeq and is a predicted model, not a curated record. Gene Ontology annotation, biological process: regulation of transcription by RNA polymerase II; heart development. Gene Ontology annotation, molecular function: RNA polymerase II transcription regulatory region sequence-specific DNA binding; protein dimerization activity; DNA-binding transcription factor activity, RNA polymerase II-specific. Bases 217 to 873 code for a protein of 218 amino acids. NCBI's taxonomy places the organism in Eukaryota, Metazoa, Chordata, Mammalia, Artiodactyla, Balaenopteridae. The transcript is spliced from 2 exons.